Messenger RNA from Papilio xuthus (Asian swallowtail), 2228 nucleotides. Its product is annotated as esterase FE4-like. The record is from RefSeq and is a predicted model, not a curated record. The transcript has 3 exons. Lineage: Eukaryota; Metazoa; Arthropoda; Insecta; Lepidoptera; Papilionidae. Bases 111 to 1814 code for a protein of 567 amino acids.
AAAGUUAAUAACGUAAAUUAAUAUCGAAGUUGUUUCAACUCCAUUUAUAAUUAGUAUGAACAUAUUAACGUUAUUCCUCAGGUCGUUGUGAACGGCGUUUGUACCUUAAAAUGUUGCGAGUCUUAUUGCAUUUGUUAAUAAUGUUAAGCCGUGGUCUAACUAAAGAAACACUACUUGUGCAAACAACACAAGGGCCGGUCGUAGGAUAUAAAGAACCUGGUGAUGAUGUGUUUGAAUUUCAUGGGAUUCCAUAUGCAACGGCACCUACAGGAGAAAAUAAAUACAAGCCACCUCUGCCAGCACCCAUAUGGUCGAAACCCUUCCAUGCUAUCAAAAAAAAUAUCAGUUGCCUGCAAAUGAAAAAUUAUCUUAUAACAAUUCCUGAUGAAGUUCAAACAGAGGAUUGCUUAGUUGCGAAUGUGUACGUGCCCGAUACAAGUGAAGAGAAUUUACCUGUUUUCGUUCAUAUUCAUGGAGGUGCAUAUAUUUUUGGAAAUGGUGAUUUUCUAAAAGGAAAAAACCUUAUAAGGCGAAGAGCUAUGAUCAUUGUUAAUUUUAAUUAUCGUCUUGGUCCUCAUGGAUUCUUGUGUUUAGGUACACCAGAUGUGCCUGGUAACGCUGGAAUGAAAGACCAAGUGGCUCUGCUUCGUUGGGUUCAGAAUAAUAUCGCCAGUUUUGGCGGAAAUCCUGAUGAUGUGACAAUCAGUGGAUUCAGUUCUAGUUCAGCUGCUGUAGAAUUGUUAACACUCUCGCCGAUAACGAUUGGUUUAUUUAAUAAGGCGAUACUAGAAAGUGGUGCGAGUGUUGCCGCUUUUAGUACUCAAAUAAAUCCUGUUAAAAACGCUGAAUAUUAUGCAAAUCUAUUGAAUUUCAAUAGUGGUGAUGUGUCUAGUCUUGAAGAAUUUUACAAAUCGGUUCCGAAUGAUGUUUUAUAUUCUGUAGACGUUUAUAACGCUACUGAUACUAUAUUCUUUUUCUCACCGUGUGUUGAACGUGAUUUAGGCCAAGAAAUAUUUCUCGACGACUCGCCCGUAAAUAUAUUAAAAAAUGGUAAACAAAAUAAAUUGCCUAUGCUCUUCGGAUUCACUGAAAUGGAUGGCUUGUUUAGAAUACCACUGUUUGAUACAUGGAAAGAUAGAAUGAAUGAAAAGUUCUCUGAUUUCUUACCGGGUGAUCUACACUUUAAAGAUGAAAUGGAAAGAGAAGAAGUUGCUCAAAAAGUUAAACAGUUUUAUUUUGGCAAGCAAGCAGUUAGUGAGGAAACCAUAUUUCGAUAUAUUGAUUAUUUUACAGAUACUGUUUUCGCUUAUCCUACUUUAAGAUCGGUUAGGUUGCAAGUGGAAUCUGGGAACGAGAAUAUUUACUUGUAUCGGUUUGACUUCGUUGAUAAAACAGCAUCACCUGUACCGUACACGUGCGUGCGAGGCGCAGAUCAUUGUGCGCAGACUCUGGCGGUCAUGGACGGCGUGAUUUCGUCUUUAGCAGAGGCAAGCACACCACAACCCUUAAAUGAAGAGAGCCUUUCUAGGGACUAUAAAAAAAUGAAAGAUAUAAUGAGAUUUUUGUGGGCAACAUUCAUAACAACUAGUAAACCCGUACCAGAAGAUUCAAGUCUACCAAAAUGGCCGCCUACUCAAGCUAAUGGAGGUCCUUAUAUGCGUUUGGACAAAUCACUAAAAUUACGAGGUCCACUUAUACAACAACGUGUUCUGUUUUGGGACGAUAUUUAUGACAAAUAUUAUAAUUAUCCUUCGCCACCGUCACACAAAAAUUGUAAAAGGAAAAUCCCAUUUCAUAGUAAUAAGAAAUUUUAGAUUUAAUUAUUAUAGUUUUCAGAUAUCUCAACGGCUCUUAAGCUCGCGCGAGUCUCGAUAAUACAUUUUAGGUGUAACGGGGCAUAGCGAGAUACGGGAGGGCGCAGACAGAUGACCUUGGGUAUUUAAUAUAUUUGAAAAAAACAAUACCCAGUCGCAGUUUUAAUUUACUUCAUGAUAAUUCGGAUCCGGAAUAUGAAUGUAAUUUGAAUUUAAAAAGUUUUAUUAUAAAUUCCUUUGGUACAAUAUCUAUGAAAAAUAUUACAAUUUCCACCAUCAAUACCAAAGCCUAAUUAAAAAGUUGGCAGAAGUAAAAAUUAUUCAUUUAUUUUAUUCACACACGCUUUUGUAUAAGCUGUGUGAAUGUGUGACCGACACGGUUAGCGCAUUUGUAUGCGUAGAGUGGUAUGUUGU